GAAAGAAGAGGGGAGGACAGGCAGAUAAACACACAGACACACAGACGCUUCACUGCAGAGACUCUAGUCAGCCUGGUGAAGACGAAGAUGAGGAGCAAACUGAUCUAUGUUCUCAUGAUGGCAGUGAUGUCUGCAUUGCUGGUCAUCACAAAUUCUGCUGAACUUGAAACAACAUGGGGAUGGACCACACCAGGAACAUCUGUAAUGAAUUUAAACGGGAAGAUGUUCACUUUGUCUCGGUAUAGAGGAGGAAUAUCCUUCUAUCCACCCUAUUAUUCUGCUACCCCCACCUCUCCUUACUACACCCCCAAACGCACCACCCGUCCCUACUACCCCAAACCCACCACCGCACCCACCACCAGACCCACCCCCAAACCCACCACCCAUCGCUACUACCCCAAACCCACCCCCAGACCCACCACCAAACCCACCCCCAGACCCACCGCCAAACCCACCCUCAGACCCACCCCCAGACCCACCACCAAGCGCCACUACCCUACUACCUAUCCCUAUCCCUGGACCACAGCACCUCCUACUAGAGCAGGUGUGACGGUGUGUCUGCGUUACCUGGCCGACGACACUUCCUUUUCACUACUUACAAUCAGCCCAUCCAGCAGAAACCCUCUGAAUCUGGACGUCUCUAAUGCUGGGUAUCAGCUAACCUUUCAAUAUGGCUACAACUCACUGUACUUGCGACCUAACAUAAGGUUCUGGUCAAACCCUGGAGCGGACAUCUGGACCAGAGUCUGCCUCACUCUGGACUCAAUGAAGAAUGUGGCCCAGGUGUUCAGUGGCUCUCAUAUGAGCAUCAGAAAGUUGAUGCCUGUUAAGUAUGCCUGGUCGGGUCAGCCUGUGAUUGAACUUUCAGGUUUUGAUGGUCAGAUGACAGACCUGCAGGUGUGGGAUUAUCCUCUCCGCUACAGAGAAGUCUUCAACUACAUGACCGGCGGUGUCUACAUGCCAUACAGUGGCUCCGUCAUCACCUGGUCCUACAUCGGCUACACCCCCAGAGGAUCAAUACUAAUGGAGGAUGUCUAUGAGCAGCAGGCAAGACAGCCAAUCAGCAGCAGCACCAAGGAAGGAGGAGAGGGGAGGAAGAAAGGGUACCGACCAAAGGAAGAGAAGAAGACCAUGAAGUUGUAUUAUAUGCAGAGUAAGAGCGAAAAUAAUUUCUGAAACGUACAGGGGUAUGUGUUCAAAAAGCUGAUUCCUCUGUUCUUCACUUAAUAAUGAAGGAUUCACAAUAAUCAACCAAGCAAUAAUUAAUCAUAAAUGAUCUUCAAACUACUGCUGGUUACUGAUAUGAUGAAAGUGUGUAUUUACUGUAGAUUUACAGGAUGGUAACAGAAUAAAACGGUGUAAUUCUGUAAAUUUUUACUAACACGUUUGACUUUAUGUUGAUCUUUUUUAUGUGAAUUUACUUGCCUUAUUUUGUAUGUUCUAAUAAAAUAGUAAAAAGAU
Molecule: messenger RNA, 1461 nt
Organism: Epinephelus fuscoguttatus (brown-marbled grouper)
Lineage: Eukaryota; Metazoa; Chordata; Actinopteri; Perciformes; Serranidae
Exons: 5
Coding region: 88-1176 (362 amino acids)
Source: RefSeq, a predicted model, not a curated record